Messenger RNA from Chironomus riparius, 573 nucleotides. NCBI's taxonomy places the organism in Eukaryota, Metazoa, Arthropoda, Insecta, Diptera, Chironomidae. The record is from the annotation of a GenBank genome assembly.
AUGAAAUCGGUAUUAUUUUUGGCACUGUUUGCUGUCGCGUCAGCAGUUCAGUAUGAAUCCAGUGAUAUUUUUACAAAAGAACUCAGUGUGCCUGAAAAUCCAGAAGAGUUUUUCAGCAAUUAUCAAAAUUCGUUGAUUGUCGAAAAGCAAAGGGAACCAAGAAUAUCAAAUGGUCAAAAUGCCACUGAUGGACAGUUCCCAUACGCAAUUCGUGUCACAAUUUUUGAUACAACUGGUGACACUUUUGUGUGCAGUGGUGUAAUUAUCUCUUCGACAUUCAUGCUUACCGUUCGCCAUUGCUUUGAUCCUGUCUUAACUUAUCGUGUCAUGGCUGUUGUUGGAGCUGCUGAUCGACUUAGUAGUGAUAUUGUCAGUAGAUUCAGUGAACGUUUCUGGUUUGCACCAGCAAUUGAUGGCUGGAAUCCAGACUUAGCUGUAUGUGAAAUGAGUGAACCAUUCCCAUUUAAUAGUCGAAUUGGAUCUAUUAGACUUCCAUCAAGAACACAACAGGGCUAUGAGUUUGCAGGAUAUCCAAUUCAAAUUAUUGGAUGGGGCAAGUUUGAAAACUCUUAA